AUGCCAAAAUUAGAUCGAAAGAAUCUUUUUGUAGAAGAUAUAAAUACAAAACCUUCUAUAAUUAGAUCAUUUUGUAAUACUCAAUCUCCACGUCUAUUCUACAUUUUAUUUGGAGUUAUUAUUUUAUUCUCUAUUAUAAUUCUUGGUUUAAUUGUCACAUUAAUAAUUAAACCAAAAUCAAAGUCAAAUAGUAGUUCAAAUGAAAAACAUGAAAGUAUUUGUCUAUCGAAUGGAUGUGUUAUUGGUUCAGCUCAUCAAAAUUUAUUUACAGACUCAUUGAUAAAACCAUGUGACAAUUUUUUUAAAUAUGCAUGUGGAAAUUGGAUAAAAACACAUAAUUAUAAAUCAUUUGAAGUUGAAAAAACAAUUAUUAAUGAUAUUAUUAAUAGAAUUGAUAAUGAAAUUGAAACACUCUUAGAUGCACCAAUAUUACGAAAUAUUCCAACAUCUUGGGAAUAUAAAAUUAAGACCUAUUAUCAAGAAUGUCGCGAUGACUAUAGUCGAGUUAGUGAUGGUGGAAAUAUGAUAGCUAGUUUGAUUCAAGAUGCGUCAACAAUCAAAGGAUGGUAUUUAUUUGAUGGUGAAGAUGGUACCACAUUAAUAAAUAAUAAUCAAACACUCUAUGAACAAUUUGAACAUAUUCAAACAGAUUUAGGAGCUCAUGCCAUAUUUAGUAUAAGAACAAAAGAUGAUGAAUUUCACAAAAGUAUGAAAAGACUUGAAUUAUAUCCAAGUGGAUUAAGUAUGGAAUAUAUAAAUUAUGUUUCGAAUGAUGAUGUCUCAAAUAAGCGUAAAACUGCUUAUUUUGAAUAUAUCGUUGAAGUUCUGGCUACACUUGCUCAAGAUGCCGGUGUACAUGAUAUGUUUCUAAACCAGCGUAUACAAACAGUAGCUACUGAUGUUUUAGAUAUUGAAACACAACUGGCUUACAUUCUUCAAAAAACAACAGGUUCAAAUGGUGUUGAAGAAAAACCAUUUUUAUUAACAUUACAAGAGAUAACAAAUCAAUUUUCGUUUGAUUUUACACGAUUAAUGAAUCAGGCUUUGAUAGGACCGGUUAUUUUAGAUUCAUCAACAAAUGUUUAUGUGACGAAUCCAGGCUAUUUUAACGAUGCAUUUAAACUGUUGCAACAAAUAGAUAACAAUCGAAAAAUUCACAAUUAUAUGCGUUGGCGUUUAGUUCAAAAGUAUAUUGACGAUUUAGGUUAUCAAUAUAUACAUGCUAAUCGUGUAUUCAUUGAAAAAUUCUAUGGUUAUCCAUUACAUAUGACAAACGAAGAUUAUUGUACUCGAGAAACAAUAGAAAAAUUUCCAUUAGCUGUUAUUCGUUUAUAUUCUAAUUUUAGUUUUCAUUCAGACAAUACAGAAAUCGUAAACAAAAUAUUAGGAUAUUUAAUAGAUUCAUUGUCAAAAUAUAUAACUGACAUUUCAUGGAUGGAUGAACAAACAAAACAAAUUGCAAAUGAAAAAAUAAAACAAUUACAAAUAUCUGUUGGUUAUACAGACAUAGCUUCAAACGAUGAUAAAUUAGACGCAUUUUAUGAAAAAUUAAUGAUUACUGCAGAUUCACACUUCCAUAAUGCUCAUACCUUCGUGGAUUUUCGAAAAACGUUAUUAGCUGAUGCCUUGCUAAAUCCUGACAAACUUGAUCACUGGGAUACAUUUGAACAACGAAAAAAAUUAUUUGAUUAUGUACCAGUACUAAAUACAAUCUUUGUUAUUUCAAAAACAAUGCAACAACCACUUGUUAAUCAUCGAUGGCCUCCAUCUCUAAAUUUUGGAAGUAUCGGUGUUUUAUUAGCCGAAAAAGUUUUUUCAGUAAUCGAUGUAAUCGAAGGUAAUUCUCAUUUACCAAAUGGAACAAAUUUCGAUUGGUGGUCAACAAAUUCAUUACAAUUAUUUAACCAAAGUCGACAAUGUAUAACCAAUUAUUAUACUAACGUUAUCAAAAGUCUUUCCUAUUCUCUUAAUGGGAUACCAGUAACGGUUGAACUUAAAGGUGAACCAUUUUCUCCUAUUACUCUACGACAAAUAGGUGCAUUGAGACUAGCACAUAUGGCAUUAAACAAUUAUAUGAACAAUAAUACAGAAUAUUCAAAAAAUCAAAUAUCACCAGGCGGAAAUUUAACAACUGAUCAACAAUUUUUUCUUGCUUAUGCACAAACACAAUGUUUUAAACGAAAUGAUUUAGUUCAAAUAGUUAAAACGCAACUUGGUAUUUAUGACGAAGAAACGGCUCUCAAUACAGCACUAAAACACAUGAGUGAAUUUAAAAAUACAUUUAAUUGUUCAUCAACAGAACCAAUGAAUGCUGAAAAUAAAUGUUUUGAAACAUCAACCAGAAAAUAA
Molecule: messenger RNA, 2349 nt
Organism: Didymodactylos carnosus
Lineage: Eukaryota; Metazoa; Rotifera; Eurotatoria; Philodinida; Philodinidae
Source: the annotation of a GenBank genome assembly